ACCUGGCGUUAUUUGGAUAGCAGCAAUAAAGUUUACUGAGCUCACUCCUUCGAAAGCUCUGUGACGUCGGUCAUUUCCCCGACCAGGUUCUCUUUCUUGUCAUUGGAUGAGAUCUGACCUCUUGUGCCUAGUUCUGUGCUCGCCGCUGUAAUGGAGGGCACAUGGUGGUUCUUCUGGAGCCCUCCAGUGAUGGAACUAGCUCUGGAAGACACACGCCAGGAAGGAAAGAAGGAGUACUCUAAGAAGUGUACCUUGGUUGGGUCUCCAAUGGAGAGUCUCCUGCAGCCAGUGAAGCUUAGCCAGGCAGAACUGUACAAGGAGCCUACCAAUGAAGAGCUAAACCGCCUUCGGGAGACUGAGAGUCUGUUCCACUCUAGCUUGCUUCGUUUGCAGGUAGAGGAGCUACUAAAGGAAGUAAGGCUGUCAGAGAAGAAGAAGGAGCGGAUCGAUGCUUUCCUACGGGAGGUCAACCAGCGAGUCCUGAAGGUGCCCUCAACUCCUAAGACCCAGCUGACUGACCAGACCUGGCUCCCAGCUGGGGUUCGAGUACCCCUCCACCAAGUGCCCUAUACUGUGAAGGGCUCUUUCUGCUUCCUGCCUCCAGCCCAGGUCACUGUUGUGGGCAGCUACCUUCUGGGUACCUGCGUUCGGCCGGACAUUAAUGUGGAUAUGGCAGUGACCAUGCCCAAGGAGCUCCUACAGGACAAGGAUGGGUUGAACCAGCGCUACUUCCGCAAGCGUGCUCUCUACCUGGCCCAGUUAGCUCACCACCUGGGCCAAGACCCCUUCUUUGGCAGUGUUCGCUUCUCCUACACCAAUGGCUGCCACCUGAAACCCUCGCUGCUACUUCGGCCACAUGGGAAGGAUGAGCGCCUGGUCACUGUACGUCUGCAUCCGUGCCCUCCACCUGACUUCUUCCGCCUGUGCCGCCUGCUGCCAUCUAAGAACAAUGUGCGCUCUGCCUGGUACCGAGGGCAGAGUCCCCCAGGGGAUGGUAGCCCAGAGCCUCCCACCCCCCACUAUAAUACAUGGGUUCUGCAGGACAUGGCCCUUGAGUCUCACGUGCAGCUGCUGUCAACUGUGCUGGGCUCAGCCUUGGGGCUGAAGGAUGGCGUGGCACUUCUGAAGGUCUGGCUGCGGCAGCGGGAACUGGACAAGGGCCUGGGAGGGUUCAGUGGGUUCCUUGUCUCCAUGCUGGUUGCCUUCCUUGUGUCCACACGCAAGAUCCACACCACCAUGAGUGGCUACCAGGUCCUGAGAAGCGUCUUGCAGUUUCUGGCCACCACAGAUUUGACAGUCAAUGGGAUCAGCUUAUGUCUCAGCUCAGAUCCUUCCUUGCCGGCCCUGGCUGACUUCCAUCAGGCCUUCUCUGUUGUCUUCCUGGACUCCUCAGGCUGUCUCAACCUCUGUGCUGAUGUCACUGCCUCUACUUACCACCAGGUACAGCAUGAGGCACGGCUGUCUAUGGCAUUGCUGGACAGCAGAGCUGAUGAUGGAUUCCAAUUUUUGCUGAUGACUCCCAAACCCAUGAUCCGGGCUUUUGACCACGUCUUGCAUCUCCAUCCACUGAGUCGCCUGCAGGCAGCAUGUCACCGGCUAAAGCUGUGGCCAGAGCUGCAGGAUCUUGGUGGGGACUAUGUUUCAGCUGCUUUGGGCUCACUGACCACCCUCCUGGAGCAGGGUCUGGGGUCCCGCCUUCACCUGCUGGCCCACUCUCGGCCCCCAGUGUUAGAGUGGGACAUUAGCCAGGAUCCACCGAAGCACAGAGACUCUGGGACCCUGACCCUAGGAUUGCUCCUCCGGCCUGAGGGGCUGACCAGUGUCCUUGAGUUGGGUCCGGAAGCCAACCAGCCCGAGGCUGCUGACUUCCGCCAGUUCUGGGGAUUUCGCUCAGAGCUUCGGCGUUUCCAGGAUGGAGCCAUUCGGGAAGCUGUGGUCUGGGAGGCAGCCUCUAUGGCCCAGAAGCGCCUUAUUCCCCACCAGGUGGUCACCCAUCUCUUGGCACUCCAUGCCGACAUCCCAGAUACCUGUGUCCACUAUGUGGGGGGCCUUCUGGACGCGUUGAUCCAAAGCCCGAAAGAGACCUCCAGCACAGGUGAGGAAGCUCUGGCAGCAGCAGUGCGUUGCUACGAUGACCUCAGCCGCCUCCUGUGGGGGCUAGAAGGUCUCCCGUUGACUGUGUCUGCUGUGCAGGGAGCUCAUCCAGUACUGCGCUACACUGAGGUGUUCCCACCAACCCCAGUCUGGCCAGCCUACUCCUUCUACGAUCACUUGCGAGAGCAGGCCUCGCUGUUGCCUCGGCCUGACAAGCCCUGUCCAGCCUAUGUGGAGCCCAUGACUGUGGUAUGUCAUCUGGAGGGCAGUGGUCAGUGGCCACAGGAUGCUGAGGCCAUACGCCGGGUCCGAGCUGCCUUCCAGCUGCGCCUGGCGGAGCUGCUGACCCAACAGCAUGGGCUACAGUGUCGUGCCACAGCCAUGCACACUGAUGUCCUCAAGGAUGGGUUUGUGUUCCGGAUUCGUGUGGCCUAUCAGCGGGAGCCCCAGAUCCUGAGGGAAAUGCGGAGCCCUGAGGGGAUGAUCUCAUUGAGGGACACGCCUGCCUCCCUCCGCCUUGAGAGGGACACAAGGCAGUUGCCCCUGCUCACCAGUGCCUUGCAUGGACUCCAGCAGCAGCACCCAGCCUUCUCAGGUGUGGCACGGCUGGCCAAGCGGUGGGUGCGCGCCCAGCUUCUGGGUGAGGGGCUCACCGAUGAGAGCCUGGACCUGGUGGUUGCUGCUCUUUUCUUGCACCCUGAGCCCUUUACCCCUCCCAGCUCCCCCCAGGUGGGCUUCCUUCGGUUCCUUUUGUUGAUAUCAACCUUUGAUUGGAAGAACAACCCCCUUAUUGUCAACCUCAACAAUGAGCUCACUGUGGAAGAGGAGGUGGAGAUCCGCAGUGGCUUCCUGGCAGCUCGGAGACAACUCCCAGUCAUGGUCAUCCUUACCCCCCAGGAUCGUAAAAACUCUGUAUGGACACAGGAUGGACCAUCACCCCAGAUCCUACAGCAGCUUGUGGUCCUGGCAGCCGAGGCCUUGCCUGUCCUAGAGAAGCAGCUAAUGGAUCCCCGGGGGCCUGGGGACAUCAGGACAGUGUUCCGGCCACCCUUGGAUAUGUAUGACGUGUUGAUCCGCCUGUCUCCCCGCCACAUCCCCCGGCACCGCCAAGCCGUGGACUCACCAGCUGCCUCCUUCUGCCGUGGCCUGCUCAAUGAGCCAGGGCCCUCGUCCUUGAUGCCUGUGCUAGGCUACGAUCCUCCUCAGCUUUAUCUGGCACAGCUCAGGGAGGCCUUUGGGGACCUGGCCCUUUUCUUUUAUGACCAGCAUGGUGGAGAGGUGAUUGGUGUUCUCUGGAAGCCCACCAGCUUCCAGCCCCAGCCCUUCAAGGCGUCCAACACAAAGGGGCACAUGGUGGUGUCUCAAAGUGGGGAGCUGGUGAUGGUGCCCAAUGUAGAAGCGAUCCUGGAGGACUUUGCCAUCCUGGGUGAAGGCCUGGUACAGGUUGUGGAGGCCCGAAGUGAGAGGUGGACUGUGUGAUCUCCACCCCAGGAGCAAGCUGUAGGUGUACAGCCGGACUUCAGACCUCUGGAGCAAGAUGUCAAUGGCAUGAUCUCCAUCCUCGUUGCGUACGGAUCUUCCAUGGAGUACCUGCUGGCCUAAACACACUGAGAUGUUCCCCUAGAAAAGCCCUGCCCCAAAUUUCUGUCUGAUGCCUCAGCAUCAGAGCAGGGGCCUGGUUUCUUACAGAGUCCCCUGGGCCUGUCUGAACUUCCAGAAGAGGAGGGCAAGCCAGCUCAGCCAAACUGAAUGAACCCAGGAGAUCCAUCCACCUGUCAGCCUUAGUCUGGGCUUUUUUUUUUUUUUUUUUUCCUUUUCUUCCUAGGAUGUUUCCAGAAGUGUGGAGAGGAGGACAUUUGCCCAAGGCUGAGGCUGUCUCCCCUUCCCAUUGCCAGGAUGUGUGCCUACACCUUAGUAUGCCCUUCAGGGCAGUGUCAGGCCUUUAAAUGGGGUCCAGAGAAGGUAUGGCACUUCUUGAGGCUCACAGAAUAUCUGCACUGAGCAGUGGGAAAGGGGCUCUGUGUGUAUGAAUAGAGCCCAUUGAAGGGACACGGGUCUCUCCUGUGUGGGUGCUGUUACUUUCCAGGGUACACCAUGGGAAAGCACAGAGGACAGGAGGGGCUGGGUACCCAAUGAACCAGAGAAGGGGUGAAGGGGUGAGGGGGACAGAUGGUCCCCUAGUCCGGGAGAGCUGCAGAAAGCACUCAGCGUUGCCCUGGCUGCUCAGUGUCUCAGUCCCCCGGCUCCAUGGCAUCUGCCCAUUCAUGUCACACACUGUCCCCACUGCAUCCCUGCAGUAAGGGUGCGGGGGGAACAAGCCCCAAGUCCUGCUCUCCAGGAGCUCUCAGUGCCAGGGUGGGGGGCGGUGCUGCGUCCUUUCACCCCGGUCCACACCCCACUUGCAGCAGCCUCUCCCUUCUCUGUCUCCCCUAAUCCUGGCUGUUUUUCCAGACUCAGCUCGAAUAGUGCUUCCUCCUCCAACCCUUCCCUCGCCCCCAGCCUGAGGUGCUCUUUCUCUCGUCUGAAACAUGAGAGCAAUUACUGUCUGUUCGGUUUACUUCGUAGUUGCAUACAGGGCGUGAACUCUUCUGUUGUUUUAAACUCUGAUUUAAAAUUAAGUCACUUAAUUUCCCCAUGUUCCUGGCUUUUCUGCCAUUUUCACAUAGUUUUAACAUUGUCUCCUAGAAGUAAACUCUCUGGGGGCAGGUAACAUGUUUGAACAGAUUUCUUGGCACCUUCGUGGUACCCAGGACAAUGCUCAAGUAGGAUGCAGGUGUGUGCAGAAGGGGCAUCUAGGCCAGGCAGAUGGAGAGCAAGCAGGCCCACCAAAAUGCUUUAAGGACAAGGGAAUCAUAAUUUGUAAUCUCUGCCUAGAAUGAGUGUGGAGGUGACAAUGAGUUGCACCCUGAGAAUUAAGAUGCAGCUGACAUUUUGAGUGCCUGGUAAAUGCUGGGCAUUCUGUUAUUUUACAUGUCUUAUGUGCAGGAACGUGAUCAUGCAACAAUACCAGCCCUGUGAAGUAUGUGCUUUUAGUUAUCCUCAUUUUCUGAAAGGUUCAGCAGCAGGCAUGGGCCUGUUUGUGAAGAGAUUGAUGCCUGGUUAUCAGGGUUCAUCCUCAAGAUGAUAAGGGAUGCCUGGGUGGCUCAGUUGGUUGAGCGUCUGACUUCAGCUCAGGUCAUGAUCUCAUGGUUCAUGAGUUUGAGCCCUGCGUUGGGCUCUGUGCUGAAAGCUCAGAAUCUGGAGCCUGUCUCAGAUUCUGUGUCUCCCUCUCCCUUUGUUCUUCCCCCACUUGCUCUCUCUCUCUCAAAAAUAAAUAAAGAUAAAAAAAAAAAAAAAAAAAAAAAGACGACAAGCCACAUAUGGGAGCCCUGAUCUUGAAUUUUGUCCCAAGUCUGUUAGUCUUUGUGAACCUGUACCAGUCCCUACCUGUCACCGUCAUGAGAUUAGAUGUUGGCAUGUCAUAGAGAAUACAUUGAUGGGCUAUGUGAGCUGUGCUCUUGAUUCAUGAACUCCAGGCAGAGGUGUACAAGACUUUGUGUUUGGGGAAAGAAAUGCAGUUCCAGCCCUCAUGGACCUUGGUUCUGUGGUGUUCCCUGGUUCCUCUUCACUUAUUUUCUCCACAGUCCCUCUGUAGGCUCUGGGGAAGGAUGGUGCUGGCCUGUUUCAAACCAUCCUGUUUCCAUCCGUGGGUCGGCUUCAAUCCUGUAGCUUCUGGCCUUUUCACAAACCCAGUUCUAGAUUAUCCUGGUGAAGGAGGGAACAGAAUCUGCCCCCGGGCAAAACUGCAGCAGGUGGCUCCAAGAGGUGCAGACGCCAGUCCCCACUUGGAAAAUGAGCCCUGGCCCUGCUACCUCCAUGUUUCCUUGGGCAAAUCACUUCCCUUGAUGGGCUCAGCUUCACCACCUGUAAAAUGGGCAUGGUAAUGGCUUUGUCAGGGGCACAAUGAGGCAAGGGAAGAUGGCAGAUAACUCAACCCAAGGAGCUGUACCACCUUUCUGCACUCCCUGCUCAGCACUGUGGAGAAAGCAGGCAGCCCAGGCUACAUCACUCUGUAGCUCCAACCUCACAGUCCAUCACACUGUAGCUCCAACCUGUUUCCUCCAAUCUCUAGGAAGUGGGUGAAGAGGCUGGUGUGGUCUAAGAUGACCAUGGUGGCAUGAGGAGCUGGAACUUCAUUGGAAGGGAAGGAGAGAAGACUAGGAACUCCUGUGUGAGCAAGGCUGGGCAGGAUGUAGGUUAUACAUCCCCGUGGGUGUGUCUGCCUCUGGGGGGUUCUGCAUUUACGUCUGCAGGUGGACAUGAUGGGGUAGGAGUCUGAUGUAUGGAGUGAUUUGUCUGCUCUGUGUGUUGGGGGGCAUGGACAUGUCUGUAUGCACUAGUCUGUGUGCAGGUUUUGUCUCCAGCUCAGAGUUACUGUAAAAGGGGAACUCUCUUUUUUUGAAGAGUAGGUCAGGAGAGAAAGCUCUCAGAUAAAGAGGCAAAAAUUCUGGGGGAGUGGGGGGUGCCUGAGUGGCUCAGUCUAAGCAGUUAAGCGUCUGGCUUCAGCUCGGGUCAUGAUCUCACGGUUUGUGACUUCGAGUCCUGCAUCAGGCUCUGUGCUGACAGCUCGGAGCCUGGAGCCUGCUUCGGAUUCUGUGUCUCCCUCUCUCUCUGCCCCUCCCUGGCUUGCACUGUCUUUGUUUCUCUUUCUCAAAAAUAAAUAUUAAAAAAAAAAAAAGCAGAGGCAAAAACUCUGGAUUGUUUCUGUGGCUUUAAACAAAGCCUUCUUCUCGGGGCUUUGGUUUCCCCAGUUCUGUCAGACCUUCUAAGCCUCGCUGUGUGGUUACAUUUAGUGAAUUCUCAAAGUGUCCUCUCUUCUGACUGUGGUAUCACCAUCUCCUCUAAACUGGAAUCCAUUCAGCUGAAGACCCUAUUUUCCUCUGCCCAGCACAUGACUUUGGAGAAAAAGAGCAAGAUCCCAAAGCCUAGGGGUCCUUGCAGCAGGUUACGUUCAAAGAAGUCCUGAGGGCUGCUCGGAUUUGGACUCGUCCAA
Panthera uncia (snow leopard) is the source of this 7126-nucleotide messenger RNA. RefSeq names its product nucleolar protein 6 (gene NOL6). Lineage: Eukaryota; Metazoa; Chordata; Mammalia; Carnivora; Felidae. Bases 151 to 3573 code for a protein of 1140 amino acids. Gene Ontology annotation, cellular component: CURI complex; UTP-C complex; small-subunit processome. Gene Ontology annotation, biological process: rRNA processing; tRNA export from nucleus. The transcript has 26 exons. The record is from RefSeq and is a predicted model, not a curated record.